Molecule: messenger RNA, 994 nt
Organism: Pelagomonas calceolata
Lineage: Eukaryota; Pelagophyceae; Pelagomonadales; Pelagomonadaceae
Source: the annotation of a GenBank genome assembly
ACCAAAGCAGGCUGAGGCAAACCUCGCGCUGUCGUGCCACAUACGUUGAUUGCGUUACGCGUGGCGUAGUCGAGAGACAUCGUACGGCUGCUGCCACGACGAAUAACAGAUCGCACGCGGCUCGUCCGCCAAGGCUCAGAGGCACAGAGAGGUUUAGGGCUCUCCGAGAGCAAUCCCGUCAGCAGCACCGAGCACAACAAUGCCACACACCGCAGCGCUCGUCGUGAGCCUCGUUGCCAGCGCUAGUGCUCUCUCCGCGCCGACGUCGGCGCCCAAGGCAGCGCUCUACAACGCAAUCGAUAAAUUCAACGCCGCCACGGCAAUCGACGGAACCGUACCCAUAGACUUUGGCGUGAAAGGCGGCGAGCUCGACAAGAAGUCUCGCGCCCCGCGAAAUUUAUUUCCGGACGGCUUCGACGCCGUGUCAGAAAACGUGGGCACAGCGGCCAAGGGCGUCAUGGCGGCCGUCGACGCACUCGCCGGCGAGGCGUCGUUGGCCGCCAAUGCUGCGGACACCUGGAAGACGGCGGACUCGCCCCUCACGGGCGAGUGGAGCAACCUCUGGACUACCGCUGCUGAUGCCACGUUCGAUUCCAAGAGCGAACGCGGCGCCGCCAAGGUUUCCAAUGUGGUGGACGCGAGGAAGGGCCGCAUCACGAACGUCAUUAAAUUUACGGAUCCCGAGAGCAAGGCUGAUGCGCUGAGAGUGAGACUCACAGCCAAGGCCGUCGGGGCGCGGCGCCUCGAGCUCACGUUCCGCUGGGUGUGCGUGACCUUCAAGAAGCGGCUCUUCGGCCUCUUCAAGAGCGUAUACGUCCCGCUCGUGCCGGCGACGUUCCUGGCACGCCUGAUCUUUUUGUUCCGACCCAAAAUCAAGCCCGCGACGCCGUUCUUCGAUUUGCUUUAUUUGGAUGACGAGCUCCGCGUGCAGAAGACGGGCGAGGGGAAUGUGUUCGUGCAGAAGAGACUAGUGCAGUAAGGAAUUGUUGUUUCU